AUGGUCCUUCAAGUUUAUCUCGCGCAUACCGGCCAGGCUCUUCAGGCCGAUCCGGGAACCUUCACUUCUCUUGAUACUUUCAAAAGCUGGGUAUCAAAACACAGCAAGAUUGCUGUCCAGGACUUCGUUUCCUUGACGGCUCUGGGGAAGCCCAAGGAGAUAUUCGUGUACGAUCGCCGGAUAGCACAACCCUCCUCCUCCUCUUCAACGAAGAUUCCAAACACCGAAGUGCCUUUCCCUCCUAGAUAUAAUGUAUCGAGACCACCAGACACGAUCGCAGAUCAGAACGACUUGCAAGCAUGGCGGGAUCUGUUUAUGCAGCGAAGAUCAUGGGCCUUGAAGGUUGUGGAUGACUCUUCAGCCAUGUCACUUGAAGCACAGAAGCGAUACGCAGAGGCCGGGAUUAUCAUUCGGGGCGUGGACGCAGCAGUAAUGAACUUGGAGAAGCAUGUGAAAGCGCUGGACCAGAAGAAUGCCGAUGUCCAAAUAUGGGCUGAAGAUGUCAAGAAGGAGCAAGUCGCGGCAGGAACAGACUGGGAGGCUUCUCUAUUGCGCCUACGUUCAUUACCAGCUUCCAACGAAACGCUCGAGUUCAUCACAGGCCGUGAUCUUCGAGGGAACUCUAUUAAACAACCUACACUGGAAGAUCUGAUCGAUACCGACGAGGUAAAAAAAUCCGGGAAGCUCGUUCAGAACAUCUCAUCACAGCUUGGUCGAAGCAGCGCCGAGCUAGGAACAAGGGUGGAUAAGGUUAUGCAGAAGGCUGACGACUUAUUCGACAAAAUGGAGAAGGGUCUUGACAGGACAGUGCCUAUUCAAGCUACAGAGGCGGUGCAGCUGAUGGAGGAUAUCGAGGCUAUUGCGAAGAAGGUCAGCAACGACUACGAAAAUGUGCUGGGCUACUCCAAUACCGCCAAAAACGUCUCACAGGCUUCGAAAUCAGCACUCCUACACACCAAGAAUUUCCUUCCAAACUUGUCAAAAAGGAGCUUAGAGAUGGAUGGAAUCUUACGGAAGGCCACCGUCGUCCGCAACUCUAUUGCGGUCGAGUCGCUGGGUGUCAUGCGGGACAUUGCAAUCUUGACAUCUAUGGUAAGCGAGGCAAACGCAGCUUUUGCUGCGCUGGACCUUGACGGACAGGCCUUCGAUGCGUUCCACGUACUGUCUAUGGCCAAUGCACUCCCUAUCACGUAUGCUUCAUUUCUGGCGGAGGCGAUUCGACGCAGAGAGUGGAACGAAAAAGUCAAGUUAGAUUCCUCAACUCUGGCAAACGAAAUGGCCUCGUUCCAGGACGAGGAGGCCAAAAGACGGAGAAAGUGGCAAAAGGGUACUGGAACUGCGCUUUGGGGCGACAAGACCGAAAACAAAGUUUCCGGGUUGGAAGUCAAGCUGCUCGGUGGGGAAGACGACUGGCCUCAAGUUGCUAGACAAGACUUGGAGGCGCUUCUGGAGACCUUGCAGGCCCAUGAUGCGAGAUCUGUGACUGUCAGUGAAGUUGCCAAGAUCAUAUCGGAUCUAAACAAUCCUACCAAGCAACAAAAUAAGCGAGCCAAGGCUUUCAAGGCAGGAAGUAUACAUGAGGCGGCUCUUGGUCGAAGUGCCCUCCUUGUGCGAGGCGACGAUGAUUUGAUUCGUGGCCUGCAAGAGGAGAAGCAGAAGACGGAGAACAAGUUGAGGACUGCAGAAAGCCGUGUGCGAAAGCUUGAAGGCUUGUUGCAUCGACAGUCGCAAAUGAUCCGACCUACAAGCGGGGGCAUCUUCCCACCAUCUGGACACCCGAGCCCUGACUUGCAAAUCAACGCAAACCCUUUGGCAUCCCCCCGAAUUGCGGAAGAUCUCUCGACACGCUCCUCCGCAUCUUCCCGUGGGUUCUCUGCGCCCCACGGUGCGGACGAGAAGGCGUUCCAGCAGAAGUUCCUUUCCUUGGAGGCUGAGCUAAUCGCUGAGCGGGAACGUGCAGCGGGGUUUGAAAAAGAGGUUUCGGCUCGAAAGACUGCGGCAGACGCCAUGAAAUCCCUAGUCGAGGAAGCAAACUCUACGAAGACGGAUCUCAUGGAGAACUUCGAUGCCCAGCAACGAGAGUUCAUUGAAGAGCGCAAAUCCCUCGAGAGCGAGAUCAAGCGCUUGAAAGCCAAGUUAGAAGAGCUCGAGGAUGAAAUGGAUCGAUACCUCGGAUCUCGUGAAAAUGAAAGGACCAGCAUUGAUGAUCGUGUUAAACAAUUGCAGGAGGAGCUAGAGCAAGUACGGAAAGAGGCGACAGCAGAGUCACAGAAAGCCCAGGGGCAAGUAGAAUACCUCCGCGACCAGGCGAAAAUGCAACGCGAGACCAACGAGGCUCUGGAGGCCCAGAUGCAUCGGCUUCGCCAAGAUAACAAGGAUCUUUCCACUCGCGCUGAAGCGGCAGAAGCGGCGAAAGACUUGCACAUGAAGACGUUGGGCGACGUACAUGCACAGCUGUCGCCUACAUCUGCCAUUCCCGAGGACUUUAGCAAUUUGGCAGCUACUUUGAUGGCUUUGUCUGGGGGCCUCGUUGCCGAACUCUGCUCUGUCAAGAGCGAUGCUGCCAUGUUGAGAUCUGAACGUGAUGCUGCUCAAGGUACUAUCGAAAAAAUUCAGUCACAGUUAGACUGCAUGAAGGAGAGGCUCUCUGUAGAAGAGAUGGAGACCGUCCAAUUGCGUGCGAGUCUUGGUGAAGAACGUGCCAGGUUUACAGCGCUGGAGGCCGAGUUGAUUGAUGAGCGUCUUCAGCUUUCUACAUUGAGGACACAUAUCUCCGAUGGCGAAACGGGCUCUGAAGCCUUGCGCAUCCGUCUGGAGGAGGAGGAGAGGAAGGUCACGAGUAUGUCUGAAGAUCUUGCCGCUCGCCAGUCCCGCCUCGGGAGUCUUGAAGAAGAGUUGAGAUCAUUCCAAGAUAAGCAAAGAUCAGUACAAGAGAAGCACGAUAAGCUUAAUGCUCGACUUGAAACACGGACCUUGCAUGCUAAGGAUUUGACACAGCGAGUGUAUACCCAAAACGACCGGCUGUGCAGACUUCUAGAACGCUUGAGCUACACUGUCACUCGGGAAGGAGAAUCGAUGGUCAUCCAGAGGAUACCUAGGCCAGAUCGCUCGAAUGCAAACGACUCGUCGGAUCCUGGGACAGCCGUUAAACGAAGCAUCUCGGGAGCUCCUGGCAGAAAGGCAAUGGCUGAUAGUGCAGACCUCGACCUUCUGUUCUGGAUGAACAGCGACAACCCUGAAGCCGAGACUGAGAACUACGAAGCGUACAUAAAAGCAUUUGGCAGCUUCGACGUCGAAUCUUUCUGUGAGGUCAUCACCAAACGCGUGAAGGACAUGGAGUACACCGCCAAGAAGUACUCCAAGGAUGCUCGCGCAUACCGAGAGAAGUCUCAUGCUGCUCAGAAGGAAGCUCAUGAGAAGAUCGCCUUUAAGAACUUCAAAGAAGGCGACCUCGCACUGUUCUUGCCAACUCGCAAUCAGGCGACUGGAGCCUGGGCGGCGUUCAAUGUUGGAGCUCCCCAUUACUUUUUGAAGGAGCAUGAGUCUCACAAGCUGCGGACUCGAGACUGGCUCCUGGCUCGGAUACACAAGAUUGAAGAUCGUGUAGUCGACCUCUCGAAAUCCAUGUCUGGAGGUCACCUCCACCACCCAUCUGACAAGAGGUCCUUGACGAGCAACGGCGGCGACUCUUUCGAGGAUGACAACCCAUUUGACCUUUCUGACGGGCUCCGAUGGUACCUUAUCGACGCAGCAGAAGAGAAGCCGGGCGCUCCUUCCACACCAGGGCUCAGUAAGAGCACUGUGGCGAGUACGAUGGUCGAUGCUAGGGGCAGCAUCCGUCGCAGCACCAAGUCGUCCAGCAGCGGCGUGGAAGGACUCAACAAGACGCUCAGCAAGAGUCUGGACAGCAGGCGCGGCAGCAACAACUCGAAGAAAUCAGUUCCUCUCGCAGCAACACUCGACCGAAGCGGAACCGACUCCUCCUCCUUGAAAGGAAAAGCGACAACCCAGGCUGUCAGCGGCGAGGCGUCCGAGGCCCAGAUUAUCCGGACAAAUAGCAAGUCCGACGUCAAGGGCAGCGGGGACAAAGUUUCCAACGCGGAGGUGCGGAACGAGAUUGAUAAAUUAUUGGGCCCAUGA
Messenger RNA from Drepanopeziza brunnea f. sp. 'multigermtubi' MB_m1, 4140 nucleotides. The record is from RefSeq and is a predicted model, not a curated record. Lineage: Eukaryota; Fungi; Ascomycota; Leotiomycetes; Helotiales; Drepanopezizaceae.